GCGUUAAUUAUAGUUCGUGGCAAAGCCUCUGGCGCCACGAUUUUGAACAGGCUGAAGAGUAAAAACAAGUAGCAGCGCUAAAGAGGGCAGCAAAUGAAUGAAUGUCAGGUAAUCCUUUUGAAAUUCUUACACACAAUUUUUCAACGAGUAAUUCUUCAACUGUUCUGUCGUUAUGCCGCGUGGCAACACAAGUGAAUAAAAAAAUAAAGAAGACGAGGAAGAAGUCUUCAGCUAUUACUUUGCAUUACCGGGGCAAUGAGCGAGAAUGAGAAAAGAAGAAGAUGAACAACUCAAAUGGGACAGCAUUCAGGGCACCUUGCAUUUUUUUUUCUUUGGGCAACCCCUGGUUUGGUAUAACAAUUUUCACUCUAGUUUAACAUGUGAUUAUUAUUCCUAUUUCGUUUAUUUUUAGCGCUCUAUAUCUUCCCUAUUCGCACUAGGACAAUGCGCUGAAAUGGGUGAGUUCGAUUGAUUUGGAAGAACCGGAACUAGAACAAAUCGAACGUUUCCCUUUUUUUAUUUGCUUUAAGCAGUAAAAGUUACAUUUUCAGUUUAUUUUUUUUUCUUAACUAAAAACUUCAUUCUCUAAGCCCUGCAUUGAUUACUCAUAGAGAAGUUUCGUAUGUCCUUUGUGAGGUAAGAGAGUGAAAGAGCUAGGAUCGUUAUUGACAAUAAUUUUAUAACUUGUUUAUCAGAGGUCUUUUCGUUUUGUGUUGUCCCAUCGAUUAGCUUUGGCUUACUCGAUUAAUGGGCAAGUGUCAUAGUUAAAAACCUUAUUCAUCAUCAUCAUCAUUGUUGUCGUCGUCGUUGUCGUCGUCGUCAUCACUUCUGUAAGCUGAAGAGUGUUCCAGUCUGGGCGGUUGCAGCAACACCGAGGUCGAAUCCCGCACACCAACCUACGAGCUGAGAACAGGAGACUGUCUGCCGCCAUGGCAACUUCAGCCCCUUCAAGAACUGGGGAUAACUUUCCAUCGUCAGAAGAAUCAAUCGACGACUGCGAACUCUCUCCAGUCAGUUCCACAGAUGACGAGGCCCCGAACGGGCUUUGCAGCCUUAUGCACAGUUUUACGACCUCAAGCAAAGACUCAAGCAUGGACUACUUAGCACUCCGAUCGGAUGACCACGUCGGCUUGGACGGUGGUGCUUCUUCUACGGACAUGGCGCUGCCAUUACCUAGCAGCUAUGUCGAAAGGCCAAUGUCUCACAACAUGCCAAGAAAAGUGUCAGCGCCACAAGGUACUAAAGCCGAUCCUACGAAAACCUUCUCUAGCAUUGGUGAUAGCUCAUAUUCAUGGUGUUACUUGGAACUUGAGCGGCUCACAAGCACAAUCAGUAUUGGAGCUGAAUAUAGGGGAACAAUAGCAGAUCUUGAAACUCCGGAUGGUCAACUCAGGCGCAAUAAUAUCAAUAGCUCGCUGUCAUCGGACCCCAACAUUUGUCAAACAGCUUCACGAGCAACCAUCGAUGGGCCACAUUUCUCUACUGCUUCAGGCAACUAUGCGAAAAAGGACCAUGUAUUCGACACUGCUGCUCCACGUGGUACUACUGGAGACGCGGCAACCAACGGAAACAUUAAAUCAGGCUGGUCAACGAGAACUCACGAGAGCGCUUUUGUCCAACCGCCACUCCUUUCUACCAUGUAUGCUCACAACCCCCACAUGAUCAUUGGAAUCGACGACCAAAUAUAUCCUGGCACAGUGAAGGCCCCCGUGGCGUCAGCAACAUCUACAAAAGAAAAUCGAAAGUCACAAUCGAAUGUACCGAACUGCUCAGCAUCAACAAUACAUGCGCCCGUGCAGCUACCUAUGUGGUCAAGCGCUGUGAAUCCCCUUAGAGCUGACAUUGCCUCCCUAUGGGAAAAACAUGCAUUAAUCAUAGCUCGUGCAAACAACUCUGAACGCUACGAUCUGCGCAAGAAUGUAAACAUGAGUAGCUUUCGCCAACAAAAGCACUCACGGCCAGCCCCACACGUCGAAGACCUCUGUGCACGGCCAGGUUGCAGUACGUCUGUUUCCGCUGCAGAUGCUGAAGAACUGCCGCCUGUAAUUGUUAAGGCCCAAUAUGAACGAAAGCAUGGUCUACUGGCAAGCGGAAUGGAAAAAGAAUGCAGUAGUAAGGAGGACUUCAGGGGGAAUGCAUUUCGUCGACUGAACACGGACGAAGAGAUGCACGAAGCCUCACAAAACACAUGGAAUAUUGGCAGGUGCAUAGAAUUUGAUAAAGGCGUCGCAACUUCCAGCUACCGACGGCGAUUGUUAGACCCAGAACCCGCUAGCACUGCACCGGCCACCAAAAGUUCGAAGCGCAAGACUCACCAGAACCCGCAGCCCGAAAGAAAUAAGCGUACCAGGCGCUCAAGCAUAAACAAAGACGCCAUUGGGCUGCCGAUAUCGGAACUGGACAGAAAGAAAGACAAAGGCAACACAAAGGUCCAAGACAUGCCCAGUAAUCAACAAAUAAGAAUGCAUUCGAAUUCUGCAGAGAUCGACGAAGAAAUGGGCUCUACUCAUCAAUUCGACGAUAGCAGCCAAUCUCCCAUGCGUCCCAGUGCAACAGAGACAGCGCACCGUGAUGCUAGCUACUCUCGCAUUGUACAUAGAAGGACCUACAAGGAAAACAGGGCGGCCAAUAACGUCGCAGUGGAUGAGCACCUUGCAAUACCUCUUUGCCUACUGCAGCAGUACGACGACUUCUAUGCUGGCGCGAGCAACAAUGACCCGCGGAUGUUGUCUGGCUGGAAACCCGGCGAACGCUUGGGAAUGAGAAGCUUCAGUAAGGGUCCAAAGUUAUUUUCUCGACCAGCGCAGGACUGAGUGUACAGUCUCCGUGAGCACGCGGGUACAUGCUUCUGCACUUUCGCUUGUGAGCACAUAACCGCGUAGCCUUCCUUUUUUUUUCUUCAUAGUGGUGACAGAUGCCGAGACUGACCAAUAACUGUUUUCUAGGAUGACAAAUAACAGCUGAGCAGCGACACGAAAUACCUUUAAGCAAGUAACUCCAUGGCAAGCGAAGUCGACAGCGCAAAGGCAUGUUCCCAUCUUCCCAGUUAACAAAUCACUUAAUUUUUAAUACCUACUGAGAGCAAUCAUACAUUAAUGAAACCUUAGCCGUCGGCUAUUUUAAAAGUUGUAACCUGUUAUUCUGCACACUAUAUUGUUUACCUUUUUUCCAUAAAUCUGAUCAAACAGGCGUGAAGCGUGACGCAGAGAGAAUAAUGCGGCAGUCGACAUGAAAACAGCACAAUGUUUCAGCCUUCACUUCCUCCCAUGUUUGUUUGUUUUUUGUAGGAGAGACACGGAUUUGGAAAAAUAUCUUGAACACAAUAAGUUCGUUAUGUAUUUUAUUUUACUAGUAACUUCGCAGCCGCGUGGUUUUGCCGCCCACUUCCGCUCUGAAGAAGGUGGUUCAUUUUGUUGAAACGUGAAACUUGUAGCAACCCGAAGCAAUUGCAUAGAAAAGAAAGUAAAGGAAGUUCAGUAACGCUGUC
Messenger RNA from Dermacentor andersoni, 3487 nucleotides. The record is from RefSeq and is a predicted model, not a curated record. NCBI's taxonomy places the organism in Eukaryota, Metazoa, Arthropoda, Arachnida, Ixodida, Ixodidae.